AUUAGCCAGUUAUCCUCAUUUCAUCUGUUUUCAUAUGUGUAACCUUAGAUUAUAUGUUUUAAAUUAUUUUGAAAUGUGAUUCGUAAACCCAGUUAUUCAUAAUUAUUGUUAGAAUUAAGGUUGGUCAAUAGUUAUGACAAACGGAGGUAAUUUGUUGGUCUUGUCAGCUGAACAUAACGCAGCUCCGAAAUUCUUUUGAUAAGAUAUAACGUUUUCUUUAACUAUAUUGAAAGUCUAACUAUACACCCACUCAGGUAUUACGUUAGGUACCAUACGCCUCUCCUCCUCAUAAUCUGUUGCUAUGGCCUACUGUGUGGGCUCGCAAACUAGAAUCGUUUUAUGGAGGUAUCUGCAUUUGAUUGUCAGCUGCUGUUUCAUCGGAAACGUGGGCUGCGCUCACAAUGAGAACAUAUACGUUUCAGGGAUUUCAGACGCCUGUGGAGGCGUGGCAGAACAGAUCAGGGCUUCGAGUGGAGUCAUCACCAGCCCUGGGUGGCCGUUCGAGUACCCCUCCAGGAUAAACUGCAGCUGGAACAUCCGAGCCAACCCUGGGGAAAUCAUUACGAUUAGCUUUCAGGACUUUGAGAUCCAGAGCUCUCACAGAUGCGGCUCAGACUGGAUCUCGAUAGGCACAUACAAGAACGCCGAUGGCUACCGGGCGUGCGGCUCCUCUGUCCCCGCCCCCUACAUCUCCUCCCAGGACCACGUCUGGAUCAAGUUCCACGCUGACGACAGCCUGACGGCCAAGGGCUUCCGGCUGUCUUAUAUAACAGGAAAGACGGAGGAGAUCAGUUGCGACUCGGAUGAAUUCCACUGUGCCAAUGGGAAGUGCAUCCCGGACACCUGGAAGUGCAAUGGCAUGGAUGAGUGCGGUGACAACUCCGACGAGGAGCCCUGCGCCCAGUCGGGUCCGUCCGCCUCCUUCUCCUUCCAGCCCUGCGCCUACAACCAGUUCCCCUGCCUGUCCCGCUACACUCGCGUCUACACCUGCCUCCCGGAGUCGCUCAAGUGCGACGGCAGCAUCGACUGCCAGGACCUGGGCGACGAGAUCGACUGCGAUGUGCCCGCCUGCGGCGAGUGGCUGCGCACCUUCUACGGCACCUUCAGCUCGCCCAACUACCCGGACUUCUACCCCCCCGGGAGCAACUGCACCUGGCUGAUCGACACGGGCGACCACCGCAAGGUCAUCCUGCGUUUCACCGACUUCAAGCUGGACGGGACGGGCUACGGCGACUACGUCAAGGUGUACGACGGGCUGGAGGAGAACCCGCGCCGCCUGCUCCGCGUGCUGACAGCCUUCGACUCGCGCGCCCCCGUCGCUGUGGCGUCCACCUCUGGGCAGCUCCGCGUGCACUUCCACGCCGACAAGGUGAACGCGGCGCGCGGCUUCAACGCCACCUACCAGGUGGACGGCUUCUGCCUGCCCUGGGAGAUCCCGUGCGGCGGGAACUGGGGCUGCUACACCAAAGCCCAGCGCUGCGACGGCUACUGGCACUGCCCCAACGGGCGCGACGAAGCCAACUGCUCGGCCUGCCAGGAGGACGAGUUCCCCUGCUCGCGCAACGGCGCCUGCUACCCGCGCUCCGACCGCUGCAACUACCAGAACCGCUGCCCCAACGGCUCCGACGAGAAGAACUGCUUCGCGUGCCAGCCGGGCAACUUCCACUGCCGCAACAACCGCUGCGUGUUCGAGAGCUGGGUGUGCGACGCGCAGGACGACUGCGGCGACGGCAGCGACGAGGAGAGCUGCCCCGUGGUGGUGCCCACGCGCGUCAUCACCGCUGCCGUCAUCGGCAGCCUCAUCUGCGGCCUGCUGCUGGUCAUCGCCCUCGGCUGCACCUGCAAGCUCUACUCGCUGCGCAUGUUCGAGCGCAGGUCCUUUGAAACCCAGAUGUCCAGAGUGGAGGCAGAGCUCCUGAGGAGGGAGGCUCCGCCCUCAUAUGGUCAGCUGAUCGCACAGGGCCUGAUCCCUCCAGUGGAUGACUUUCCUGUGUGUUCAGCCAGCCAGGCGUCUGUUUUAGAGAACCUGAGACUCGCUGUCCGCUCCCAGCUGGGAUUUACCUCAAUCAGACUGCCGAGCUCAGGGAGGCGCGGCACCAUCUGGAGACGGCUAUUCAACUUCACCCGCUCGCGGUGCACAGGGUCGCUGGCGCUGGUGUCAGCUGACACGGAGGAGGGUGUGGGAGCCGCCAGCGUGGUCGGUGAGGUGGAUCGGUCCGGGGCCCGCAGGGGCCUGCUGCCCCUUGACUCGGACGACACUGAUGUGGAGGGUGACCGGCGGGAUGUCCCGGGGGCGGUGGGGGGGGGCGUUACAGCGCUGCCCCAAAAGACGCCCCCUGCGUCGGCUGUGGAGGCCAUUGUGUCGGUGAGCUCCUCGCAGCUGCUGAGUCAGGACUGCACAGUAGAGGGCGGCGGGGAGAGCAGGUCAGCCGAGCCCCAGCGUGCCGGGCCCGGGAGGAGCCCGCUGUCCAGCGCCCUAAGCCAGGUCACCCGCGGUCUGCGCUGGGUCCGCCUCUCUCUGGGCCGGUCUGGCGGCGGCAGUCAGAACCAGAGUCCCCUCCGGCACCUGGACCCGGCUGGCGGGGAGAGGGAGGACGAGGACGACGUGGAGCUGCUCAUCCCGGUCUCCGACGGCGCCCCGGACGGCGACCCCAACGAGCACUCGCGGCCCCUGCUGGAUCCCGCCUCCGACCGGGCCCCCGGGCCAGCACCUGCCCUCCCGGCCCAGGCCCGCCUGCCCCGGCUGCCCAGCCGAGAUGGGCCCUGCGAACACUGCGGCAUGGUCCACACAGCGCAGAUCCCCGACGCCUGCCUGGAGGCCACGGCUAAAUCGGAGACCAGCGAUGACGAGGCGCUGCUGCUGUGUUAACCGCCAUGGCCCAGCUCAGCGGCAAAAAUAACCCCGCCCUAUCACCCUCUUUCUCUUGUCUUUUGUUUGACUGAAGGUGCUGAUUGGACAGGAGUUUCAUUUCGGUACAAAAGCGGUCAUCCUACACUAACGGUACAAGCACACUCCAUGGUGAAAGAAAUGCCUCCCCACUUCCACCCCAUUGUUGACCAUACUGAACCAUAGAGAGGAACCAUGCCGUUUGGCUCCCAACAAAUCGCACAUCUGGUGCGUUUGAUACCUCAAGUGAAAGUAUGUUUGAAAAGAGACUGGAAUGCAGCGAUAGAGCCUGCAGCUUUGUCCUCUCGCGGAACAUGCAAAGUUGGGAUGUUUCUGUUACACCCACUGUUCGUUUGUCUGUGAAAACAACCCGAUACGUUUCACAACACAGGCUAGGAGAAGCUACACGUGUUGCACACAGCUGAAAACAAUUCACUGGUCUCUCACAGGAAUCUAAUUAAUACUGCCUUGCCAUGCAAUGGCAGUGCGCUCAUUUCAGCAAAAAUGAACUGUUGUCCCAUGCUUGUAAUGGUACUGAACUGUUUUCCUGAAACCAUAGGGAGAGAUGUGUAUUUAUAAGGAAAAGGAGUCAGUCAGAGAGAUGGUUUGCAAAAUUGUACGAUGUCUAACAUC
Messenger RNA from Megalops cyprinoides (Indo-Pacific tarpon), 3520 nucleotides. Its product is annotated as low-density lipoprotein receptor-related protein 12-like. The transcript is spliced from 7 exons. Gene Ontology annotation, cellular component: plasma membrane. Gene Ontology annotation, molecular function: low-density lipoprotein particle receptor activity; protein binding. The coding region runs from base 302 to 2869 and encodes 855 amino acids. The record is from RefSeq and is a predicted model, not a curated record. Lineage: Eukaryota; Metazoa; Chordata; Actinopteri; Elopiformes; Megalopidae.